AACCUAACGCGUCACAGGAUUGACGGAAGUAGUGCUAACGGCAGGCUGUCAUCGUAACAGCUAGUCCUCUGUUCUAAAAGAAGUCCAAACUGUCUUUUAAAUCGUUCUAAGUGUCAGCAAAGGCCAGCUGCCGCAGGAUUAUGGACGAGGACGUGUUGACAACUCUAAAACUAUUGAUAAUUGGUGAAAGCGGAGUCGGAAAGUCCAGUCUUCUUCUGAGGUUCACAGAAGACACUUUUGAUCCAGAGCAGUCUGCCACAAUAGGAGUGGAUUUUAAAGUAAAAACACUUGCUAUUGAUGGGAACAAGGCAAAGCUCGCAAUAUGGGACACAGCCGGACAGGAAAGAUUUCGUACCCUGACACCUAGCUAUUACCGUGGUGCACAAGGAGUCAUACUCGUGUAUGAUGUGACAAAGCGUGACACUUUUACAAAGUUGGGAAACUGGCUGAAUGAAUUAGAAACCUACACCACCCGCAAUGACAUUGUAAAAAUGCUGGUGGGAAAUAAGAUUGAUAUGGAUGACCAUGAAGUGAACAGAAAUGAAGGCUUGAAAUUUGCUCGGAAACACUCUAUGCUUUUUAUUGAGGCCAGUGCAAAGACCAAAGAUGGUGUCCAGUGUGCCUUCGAGGAGCUUGUGGAGAAGAUCCUCCAGACUCCAGGGCUUUGGGAGAGUGAAAGCCAAGGCCAGAAGAUCCGUCUGGGGGACCAGGAGCAGGCAAGUGUUAGGGGAUGUGGAGGAUACUGUUCCAUACCGUGAUACGGAAACAAAAUGAAAAAUCACCAGCCUGUUUGGAAUGACCAUGGACCAGAGCCAGGAAGCUAGAGAGAGGUGGAAGUGGAUAAGUACUAGACGAAUGGACUUUGCUGUUUGCACACUUCCUUUUCAACCAUCAUCUGUCACAUCAUUAUUUUCACUUAAAACCAUGAAUAAAAGGAUCAUGUAAGAGUAGCAUAUUGUAAAAGAAAUGUAGUAUUUUAAAUUAACUUAUCCAUGCCAAGUAUAUGUGUAUGUCAUGCAAUUACAUGUCUGCAAAAGUGAUUCUGUUGUACAUCGAGGCAUUAGGUUAAUAGCAUAGUGCCUAUAACAUGAACUCAUUUGUAGGUUGCUGUACAUUAACUGUCAAUUUUGAUUUGAAAUGAUUAAUGAGAGAAAGCACUUGGAGAGCACAAAAUUCCGCCAAUGCCACUCGGUUUCCCACAGUGUCAUUACACUCCCCUAUCUGGUAGGUUUUGCACUUCGUUCAAAAAGAAACUGGAGCCAUCUGGGGCCAUGUCACCAUCAAAACCUAUUUACUUCUUCCCCAGGAAAUUGAAUUCAAAUUUAUCCUUUGCUUUUUGAGUUAUGCUGCCCGUAGUCAGACAAAUAAAAAAAGACAAAUGUGGCCGAAAACACAACUUUCUUGGCGAAGUAACAAUGAAGUCUGAGCGGGGAGAAAACUUAUCCUGCUUUAUGCUAUGCGAGCUGUAAAUACUUCUAGCUUCAAAAAAAAGAACUAAAUGUUUUCACAAGUUAUGCAAAGUAUUUCUAUAAGCUUCAUUAAAUUCAUACCUAAUCACUUUGUUGAAAGAUAGUGGCGAGAGAGACUCAUUGGGUUAUUAUGCACCAGAACACUGUGGAAGCUCCCAAAGAAGACAUUUCACAUUUCAUACGGUCACUAGUGUAUUUUUACUCAGCUCUUAUAUUUCUUUAAAAUACAUAGAUGUUUACAAAUGAACAUCUCUUUUUUUUCCUGCAACCUUUCUUUGUAUUUGUCUUUGCAUGGCUGACCGGGACCAUAACCUCCAGAGCUACAAGUGCGUGGUGUACAGUAUUUCCAACUCUUCUAGUUCAGUUAGGGCUGGGCAAAAAUAAAUAAAUCGACAAAUCACACAAUAUCAUUAGUAAUUGUGAUGAGUGUCAUAAAAAAUGUUUUGGGUCCUGGGUGACAGUUAAAGAAACCAGAUAAUUGUGGUUUUUACACCGUGAGACAUUUCACAAAUCUGAAGACGUUCGUAGCAAUCAUGUUAUAUCUCAAAGUGUGUUUGUGCUGGAAACUUUUGUUGUGUUGCUAUUGAAGUGCGUUUUAUUGCAAUAAUCAUUGUUAUUGAACUGUUGCUCAGCCCUAUGUUCUAUUCCCUUGAGCCCCCUGGUGUUUUGCCUGUAUGUAUAUGGUCUCAAACAGGUCCUAUCAGCUUUUUCUAUUGCAUUUAUUUUGAGCUUAGUGUUAUGGUGACUGACACAUUUUAAAUAUUAGCUUUCCCCAGAGCUUUCUUUCCUCCCAACCUGGGUAAAUGUUUGGUGUUUUUUUUUCUCUUUGUUUGAAUUUAGUCUUUUGUUGAUUGCCAUUUUCCCUGAUUUCCACGUGGCUUUUGCUAUGCAUCUAUUAUAAUCAUAUGCAGCAAUAUGUUAACCUGAUAUCUGCCUUAACAUUGAAUGACAUUUGCCGGACGUACGGUCGUAUAAUGUUUGCAUUGUUUCAAAAUGAAAUAAAUGACUGCAUCAAGAUGCCGUCGCUCAGAACUAA
Molecule: messenger RNA, 2505 nt
Organism: Solea senegalensis (Senegalese sole)
Lineage: Eukaryota; Metazoa; Chordata; Actinopteri; Pleuronectiformes; Soleidae
Product: ras-related protein Rab-18-B-like
Exons: 7
Coding region: 141-758 (205 amino acids)
Molecular function (GO): GTP binding; GTPase activity
Source: RefSeq, a predicted model, not a curated record